AUGGCUUCAUCUUCCGCAGAUCCUAAGGCAUACAAUCUUGCCGCUGGCCCGUACAACUGUCCGGACUGUACCAAAAUCUUCGCCAGACCCUGUGAUCUGAACAAACACAGCAAAUCUCACACUCGACCGUUCAAGUGCCAACAUUCUGAUUGCAAGUACGCCGACCUUGGCUGGCCAACACCGAAGGAACUCGAACGCCACAACAACGAUAAACACUCUCCUAACCCGAUUAUCUACGCUUGCGAGUACGAAGGUUGUGACUACAAGUCCAAACGAGAAUCGAACUGCAAACAACACAUGGAGAAGGCCCAUGGAUGGCUGUACACUAAGAGCAAAUCCAAUGGUAAACAGCCCGCGGAUAGCUCUCCGGUAGCACAUGUUUACCGGCUAAAACCUGGACCGCAUCCUGCCUCAGCAUCUUCUACUCCACUUCUCAAGCAGUCACUUGAUAUUCCGCCUGUACCCAAUUAUCAUCAGGACUUUACCCUCUACCAGGAUGACACCGACCACUCCGUCAGAUUUGAUGACGAUGAUGAGGAUACAAGUCCCCAUCACGAUGCUCCUCAAGUCAUCCCUUGGACAUCGCCUGCUACCCGUCUACGGAGAAACGGAACUAUGAUCGAAAGAUUUGAUCAGACAUAUCACGGUAGCCAACCUCUCAGGGUCAGUGAUGAUCCGGUUGACCCAUCGCUCGCCAAUAUUGAGCCGCAAAUCAGAACAUCUGCGGCACCUCCAUCCACAGAAGCAUGCGGGAAUGGCGGCACCAAUACCUCGGAGACUUCGAGGCGAACUCGAUCGUCGAGAGGACCGUCAAGAAAGACCGCAGACCGCCAGCGUAUCAGAAAAAGGGAUGCCAAAGAAUCAAGAAAGAGGCUCAAGCCAGACCCUACAGAAAUUCUCGGAGAUGACGCGGAAUUCACUGACAGCAAUAUGCCGUGUAUCUUCCGCCAUGCACACCCUCAUCUUUACAACAGGGAGACCAGAAACAAGUCCGAUCCGUGCCAUACGACGCAUCGAGACAUCUCAACUCUAGCAAGACAUCUGCUCCGACCGGCACAUCGCCUCGGUGUGGACCCCCGGAUGAUCUCAUCAUUCAAGAUUCAAGACAACAAUUACCCACACCCACGGGUUGGCCUUUGUCGCCGUUGCUGGCAGGCUUUCUUUGACCCCUUAGAAUUCCGGAAUCAUCUGGAUCUCAAAUGCGAGAAGGUGUCUAAGGGGAAGCGGGAGAAGUGGCGUAUCAUGUACGAUCUUUUCACGCCAUUGGUCCGGCUGCAUAACGAGCAGAGCAGCCUCUUACAGGACCUUGAUAUGGCGGGACAAGAAAACACAGCACACCGAACAAGAGGGUCGAUCAACAUGUCGAACAAAGCUGGAAAUGAUUUUCGCUUGGUAUCUGGCACUGUCGCUCUAACCAAGUACGGGACAUCAGUUCCCUCCAGUUCUAGUCUUGAGAAUGAGAUACAAAAACUGAGAGAAGAAAACCGGCAGUUGAGGGAGUCACUAUUAGCCCAAGGCCCUAGGGGGGAGUCAGUGGCAAGUACUGUUCACAGCAGCGCUGUCCAUAAUGCAUUCGAGAUGGCAUCCGGUUCCGGACUAGUCUCUGCGCCUCGGAUGCCCCAUUCCAAGGAUUCGAACUCGGAUCAGGAGAGCCUAGUAGGAUACAUGGAUUCUCAAUCCACGGAUGUCGACCGCGAUGGCUUGAUGAGCGAGACACCGGAAACUUUUGUGAGGCAGAAGCCAGGACACAGCUUGCCCUCCCACACAACCGUUCACCACGUCCCAACAAGCCCGUCCCCGCUACUGAUCGAACCCUUCCAAGAUAUAUCCAACUUCAGUCAACUAUCAGCUAACGUGUCCCUCUUCUCUGCCCGAAAGCAACCCACCUCACUCGCCGAUUCCGCCUACGGCACCUGCACUGACCCAAGGCGAGGAAGUCUGGGCGAGCCCGGGCAGGCAGGAUGCGCAGAUAUCUUGAGAGGUCCGCACAAGAGUUGGUUCGAUAACUCAACCCAACAACGGCACGACGGCGGGUCGUUGACUCUGUUUGGCGAUUACCAAUUUGGUCACAACAACAACUCAUCAGCGAACAACGAGAGCAUUCACAACAGGACGCCAUCCUCAUCCACUCCAAAGGUAGGGCCAAACAUGACAGUUAUUACAACCCAGACGGCCCAGCAGCAACCUCAGCAACAAGAUUUUCAAGGGUGGUCCAACCCCAACCCUUUUGCCACGACCUCAACCUCUCAACCGUCUCAUAACUUCUUUGAAGAUGCGUCAUUUGAUUUCUUUAUGGCAGCGCAAACGGAUUGCGGCGAAGAAACUGGUGGGUAUAACCCGACUAGUUCCUCGCAGAAUUUCAUUUUUCCUUCCAUGUGA
Neurospora hispaniola is the source of this 2379-nucleotide messenger RNA. RefSeq lists its product as uncharacterized. The transcript has a single exon. The record is from RefSeq and is a predicted model, not a curated record. NCBI's taxonomy places the organism in Eukaryota, Fungi, Ascomycota, Sordariomycetes, Sordariales, Sordariaceae. Gene Ontology annotation, cellular component: nucleus. Bases 1 to 2379 code for a protein of 792 amino acids. Gene Ontology annotation, biological process: regulation of transcription by RNA polymerase II.